GAUGAGUGUUAUUUGAAGUCAGCACACCAAACUUCCAUUCUUCCCUGUUGUUGUAUGUCUGCUGUAUUUGUCUUCAAUGUUUUCAUAAUAUUCCGUGCCUGAUAUGCAAUUUUAUAUUGCGAUUUGAUUCCAAGUUAUUUUUAAUCUCUCUCGUUAAAAGAUGUCUGAUCACAAAAAGAUGUCCAAACCGGAUGAAAAAAUCUCCCUGAGCCUCCGCUGGGGAAGUCAUCGAGAAACUGUUCUACAAUCUCUUGAAUCUUCAUACGGUGAUCAGGAUUUCGUUGACAUGACUGUAGCAUGUGAGGGACAGUCAAUACAGGCUCACAAAGUAGUUGUCUCAGCUUGCAGCACUCAUCUCAAACAUUUACUGAAGGAAAACCCUUGUCCCCACCCAAUCAUCAUUUUAAAAGAUGUGGCAAUGAAGGAAUUGCGGUGUUUGAUGGAGUUUAUGUAUUGUGGCAGAGUGACUGUUGAGCAAGAACAAAUUGAACCUUUACUAGAAGCAGCUAAAAUGUUAGGUGUUAGGGGCCUAGCAUCUGGGGAAACUCUAGAAGAUCUUGAGGACCUAGAAAGUGUUAAGUCUGAAAUUGCUAGUAAAUCUGAAAGUGAUCAUCAGCUUCACAUAAAUCAGAAGAGACAAAGGUCUGAAUCACCAUCAUCCAAUAAGAAGGCUCGACCUGUACCAGCAUUGCAGAGCAUUUUGGCUCAAACCUUGCUUACUACUAGUACCACCUCAAGACAAAAUUUUACUGAGGAUGUUACAAAUGAAGCACUAGGAGAGAUGUCUCGACGCUCAUUAUCUCCUCCAAACACUUUGGCCAAACUGUUAGCGCAGUCGCCUGUCAGCACACUGGGCUCCUCUCAUUCGUGUUCUCUAGAGGCUGAAAUUAACAAUGCAGAAUCAAGCAAUUCAAAACCAGAUGAUAACAGCAGUAUAAGUAAUCAGAUGGGAGACGGAGGAUUUCAACUAAAACAAGAAGCAGUUGAUCUGGAUUUAGCCAUAGAUAAUCCCACAGAAGCUUUAGAAUUAGAGUAUCAAAACCCAGAAGCUGAUGAGACUGUUGAUACAGACACAUACCUACAGCAAGGCGGUAUUUCAUCUACCUCUCCAUUUGAUCCAGCUGUUCAUGAUCGAAUUGGAAAGGCAACGGCAUUCAUGCUUAGUUUGGCAAAACGAGCAAAUCAAAAUAAUACCUUUGGGUCAUCACAACGUAAGCUUUCAUUCCAUGAGCCUCGGCCCUGUCCUGUUUGUAGUAAAUUGUGUCGAGAUUCUACAACUUUACGCACUCACAUGGCAAUGAUGCAUCCAUCUGCUCCUCUUAAUGCACCUAAUUUGUCUCCAGCCAAUGGAGACGGUGGCAGUGAAAGCCCUCUUGCUUUCUAUGAAGCUCGUCCAUGUUCCAUCUGUGGGAAGAUGUACCGUGAUGCAGCAUCUUUACGAAUCCACACAAGUAUAAUGCACACUGUGUGUCAUAGUGGGUAUGAGUGCUCUUGCAAGUUAAUUUUCCAGACCAAACAUGAAAUGUAUCUGCACAGAAGAACUCAUGCUAAGCAAUAGGAAAAACAAAUCUUUCAACAAAUUGAAAGUCUCAAACACUUUCCUUUCCCAAUUUUAUUUUAAAAAUGAAAAUUUCCUCUUUUGAAUCACUUGAAGCUCCUACAAUUUCAAGUUCAUAGCACAACAGUUGCUGUCCUUUUGUGAAAUCCAAUACACAACUUAAAAGACUGAUAAAAAUUCGUGUAUAAAAUUGACUUCAAAUAGAGAAGUAAUGAUAUACAUCAGUGGUUGUUGCUACUGAAAUGUUUACAGAUUGUACUAGCAUUUCUUUUACGACAGUGUUUUACAAAUGUUGAUCUCUUUCAUUAUUUUAUUUGUAUUUUCUCUUUUGUAGUUUAUGUUAAUGUGUUUUUGGACAACAUGCUAGUCUUGAUUAUUUUAUACAAAUAAACAUCUAUCUACCUAUGUAAUAUACUGUACUUAGAUGUUAAGUGUUGAGCUUUGGUAGAGGAUUGAGAUAGUACGAAUAUACUUUAUAAAGUGUACUAGAUUUAUCAAUUUUAAAAGCUUUUAGAAGGGUAGUUGGGAGGACUGCCCCUAUACAUUAGUGCACAAAUUCUGUUUGAAUUUUCAUUUCAAAAUGUUUAACUGCAUAUUUCUUUUUGAUAAUUUCAAACUCAAAUGAUAACAUCUCUCAGAAAACAAAAUGUCAACUCCCUGGAUUGUCUUGUAAUUUGAUGGUGACAAAAAUGUGUACUCACCAACUCACCAAAAAUAAUUAUCUGUUAAGUUUGUUAACUGUAUCUGUACAGACUUUUUUAUAUUGCUGUAGCCUAAUCUUAUUGUAAGCUAUUUAUUUUUAAAAUGUGAUAGAUAUGAACCCUCUUACUCUGCAGUUUCAGAGGUGGAAUAGUUGUUAUUUCAAAUGAAGGGUGGGAAGAGGAGUCAGACAUCAAAAGACUGGAACUUCCUUGCUGCAUUCUAUAAAUUUAGUGGCCUUCAUCCUUUCGCGAAAAAAAGGAAGCUUGAUAUGUAGGGUUUUCUCAGUUAGAAAAGAUGAUUUGCCAAGUGACAUUUGAAAUGAUUGUGUAAUUGUGAUUUUAAUUUUUGUGCAAAACAUUGUAUGUUUUUUGUUACUUUGUUAAUUUUAAGUGAAAAUGGCUCAUAAAAGCUACAUAUACUAGAA
Messenger RNA from Frankliniella occidentalis (western flower thrips), 2684 nucleotides. RefSeq names its product broad-complex core protein isoforms 1/2/3/4/5-like. Bases 161 to 1558 code for a protein of 465 amino acids. Lineage: Eukaryota; Metazoa; Arthropoda; Insecta; Thysanoptera; Thripidae. Gene Ontology annotation, biological process: regulation of transcription by RNA polymerase II. Gene Ontology annotation, molecular function: protein binding. The record is from RefSeq and is a predicted model, not a curated record. The transcript is spliced from 7 exons. Gene Ontology annotation, cellular component: nucleus.